AUGAAGUACUCAUUGCUUGCCUUGUCGACACUGCUGGCGCUGUUCGGCACAUCGGUGGCGUGGGCCGCCGACGCGCCCACCUACGAAGAUCUACUGGAACAGAGCAGGGCGCAAUCGCCUUACCUGCAGGAAAAGCGCUUCGACACCGCAGCGGCCGCCGGCGAUGCCCGGCAGGCCAGAGCAUUGCGCAACCCCACUAUCGACGGCCUUGUCGAGAAUCUCAACGCACCCUUAAGCAAUGGCAGCAGCCAGCGCCAGACGACCUACACCCUGACCCAGCCGCUGGAGAUCUUCGGCCAGCGGAGCGCGCGUAUCCAGGCGGGCGAGAAGGGCCUGCAGGCGGCCGAAGCUCGGCAACACCAAGCGCAGGUUGAGUUCUCGGCAGCGCUGGCGGUGGCCUACGCCGCUGCCGAGGCCAGCCUGAUUCGCCGGGCAAUCGCGCAGGAGGAUGUGGAGCGCGCCGAGGGCGACCUGCGUGCGGCCAAGGCUCUGGUGGAAGCUGGCAAAGAGGCCAGCCUUCGUUCCGCCCAAGCCCAGGCCGGCCUGAGCGCGGCGCAAUCGGCUGCUGCCAGUCGCGAUGCCGAGACGACGGCUGCUCUUGAGCAGUUGUCGGUGCUGGCCGGCCAGACCGAGACGUACUCAGGUGUGGGCCAGUCCCUUCUAGAGCGCGACUGGCCAACGGUGGGCGCAACCGCAGGCGAUGCCACGGCGGUGCUGACAGCCAAGGCGGACGUGGACGCUACCGAAGCCCAACUGCGUAUCGAAAGGCUCAAGCGUGCGCCGGACCUGAGCGUGUCUGCAGGGCGUCGCAGCUUUGCAGCAGGUGGGGACGCGCUGGUCGUGGGCCUUUCGCUGUCCGUNCCGCUGUUCGACCGCAACAGUGGCGGCAUCAGCGCCGCCCGUGCCCGUACCGACGCGGCCAGGGCGCGAUUGGACGCUGCGCGCCUGCAGAGCCAGGCAGAUCGCGCUACCGCGUUGUCCCAGGUGGCUGCGGCGCGACGCGGCCUCGAGGCAGCUGCCGAGGGUGAAAAAGCCGCGGCCGAGGCCUACCGCAUGGGCCGUCUGGGGUAUGAGGCCGGCCGCACGCCCCUGGUGGAACUGCUGCUCAGCCGCCGCACGUUGACAGAAGCGCGGCUGACCGUGGUCGAUGCGCGCCUUGCCCGGGCUUCGGCAUCGCCCGCCUUUCGCAGUCCUCCAGCGCGCCNCGUUGCCAUUCCCGAUGCAUAUCUUGGAGCAGCCGGUAUUGCCGUUGAGGCUGUCACCUCUGCCGACGUGGCAGCCAACAUUGGCGCAGCAGGCUCCGUCGUUGCCAUUCCGGGUGGUGAAGCCGUGGUGGUAUCCAGGGCCGCAGGCAACGUGACCGAGGUGCUUCGCCAGGUGGGCGACAAGGUCGCCAAGGGCGAUGUCCUUGCACGGGUCGCCAGCCCUGAUGGCGCACGCAUUGCAGCAGAUCUGCGCGUGGCCAAUGCCGGUCUUUCCCUGGCGCAGAAGAACGCCAGCCGGGACCAGUCGCUGUUGGCGCAGGGGGUGCUUGCCCGGCAGGAGGCCGAAGCCAGCCAAGCUGCCUACCUGUCGGCACAGGCCGAAGCGCAACGGGCUGCGCUGGUGGCUCGCACCGCCAACGUCGAUGGCGGCGGCAGCGUUUCGGUGGUCAGCCCCAUCGCCGGGACCAUCAGCAGUUCCCAGGCCACACUGGGUGUAUUCGUUGAACCACAGGCCACCCUCUAUCGCGUCACCGGCUCGAACGGCGUGGAGGUGCAGGCAUCGGUGCGCGCGGGUGAUACCAGCCGGAUCCGCUCCGGUGAUCCUGCCACCAUCGUGCGCUCUGACGGCACCGUGGUAUCAGGCAAGGUCCGUUCUGUAGCGACGGCGGUGGGAGGAUUGACUCGAGCUGCAACCGUGGUGAUUACGCCGGAAAACGCUGGCGCCGGACUUGUCGUCGGUGACGGCGUGCAGGUGCGCCUUGUGGCGUCAGCCGGGCAGUCCGGUGGCAUGUCCGUUCCCGAAGAAGCCGUGCAGAACAUCGAUGGCAAAGACGUGCUGUUCGUGCGCACGGAGAAGGGGUUCAACGCCCAGCCCGUGAACCCGCGUAGCAACCCGCAACGCCUUCCUGGUGAAGGCGGAAAUGAACAAGUCCGGCGGAGACGAGUGAUGAUCGAACAGGUGCUUACAGGUGCCGUGCGGCACCGCUGGCUGGUGUUGUUCAUCACGCUGGUGAUCUCGGUCAUCGGUGCCUGGCAGUUGAACAUGCUGCCGAUCGAUGUCACCCCGGACAUCACCAACAAGCAGGUGCAGAUCAACACCGUCAUCCCCACGCUCAGCCCGGUGGAAGUGGAAAAGCGGGUGACCUAUCCCAUCGAGACCGCGAUGGCGGGCCUGCGCGGCGUUGCCAACACGCGUUCGUUCUCGCGCAACGGUUUCAGCCAGGUGACGGUCAUCUUCGAUGAAAGUGCCGAUCUGUACUUCAUGCGCCAGCAGGUCACCGAGCGCUUGACCCAGGCCCGGCCGCAGCUUCCCGAAGGCGCCGAGCCGCUGAUGGGGCCGGUUUCCACUGGCCUGGGCGAGGUAUUCCACUACAGCGUCGAGUUCACACACCCCGAUGGCAAGGACGCGCCACGCAACGAUGGCAAGCCCGGAUGGCAGAGCGAUGGCUCGUUCCUGACCGAUCAGGGCGAUCGCCUGGCCGAUGACAUGGCGCGCCUAGCGUACCUGCGCACGGUACAGGACUGGAUCGUGCGCCCGCAGCUGCGCACGACGCCGGGCGUGGCUGACGUCGACAGCCUGGGCGGCUAUGUGAAGGAGUAUGUGGUCGAGCCCAAUGCAGCCAAGCUUGCUGAGUAUGGGUUCUCCUACACCGACCUGGCGAACGCGCUGCAGGAUGCAAAUCUUUCGGUGGGUGCGGACUACAUCCAGCGCUCUGGCGAAUCCUAUCUGGUGCGAGCUGAUGCCCGUAUCCGUUCGGUGGAUGAGAUCGCGCGGGCCGUGGUGGGUAACCGCAACGGUGUUCCGGUCACGGUGGGUGAUGUUGCGCGGGUGGUGAUCGACGGCGAGCUGCGGCGAGGUGCCGCCAGUCGCAACGGCUACGAGACGGUAGUGGGCAGCGCGCUGAUGCUGGUGGGCGCCAACAGCCGCACCGUGGCCGCCGCCGUCGGCGACAAGCUCAAGGAGAUCAGCAAGACCAUGCCGCCGGGCGUGAGCAUCGUCCCGACGCUGGAUCGCUCGCAGUUGGUGGUGGCGACCAUCAAGACCGUCGCCAAGAACCUGACGGAGGGCGCGCUGCUGGUGGUGGUCAUCCUGUUCGCGUUGCUGGGUAACUGGCGUGCGGCAGUGAUUGCUGCACUGGUAAUUCCGUUGUCCCUGCUCAUCACCGCCAUCGGCAUGAACAAGCUGGGCAUCUCCGGCAACCUGAUGAGCCUGGGAGCGCUGGAUUUUGGACUGAUCAUCGACGGUGCUGUGAUCAUUGUCGAAAACUCACUGCGACGAUUGGCCGAGCGUCAGCAUGCCGAAGGUAGAAUCCUCACUCUGAGCGAGCGCCUGCACGAGACCAUCGCGUCCUCCAAGGAGAUGGUCCGCCCGACGAUCUACGGACAGGCGGUCAUCUUCCUCGUCUUUGUUCCGUGCCUGACGUUCCAGGGCGUGGAAGGCAAGAUGUUCUCGCCGAUGGUGAUCACCCUGAUGCUGGCGCUUGCAUCGGCCUUUGUCCUCUCGCUGACAUUCGUUCCGGCGAUGGUCGCGGUCAUGUUGAAGGGCCACAUCUCCGAGAAGGAAGUGCGUGUAGUGGCGGCCACGAAGAGCCGUUACCAGCCGUUGCUGCGCAAUGCGAUCCGGCAACCGAUGCCAUAUCUUGCCGGCGGAUUGGGCGUAUUGCUGGCCGGCGCGGUGGCGUUCUCCUUCGUCGGACGUGAGUUCAUGCCGACACUGGACGAGCAGAACCUGAACCUGUCCUCCGUUCGUAUUCCCUCCACCUCCAUCGAACAGUCGGUAGCCAUCGAUCUUCCCCUGGAGAAGGCUGUGCUGACGCUUCCCGAGGUGCAGACCGUCUACUCCAAGGCGGGUACGGCGAGCCUUGCCGCAGACCCCAUGCCGCCAAACGCAUCGGACAACUACGUCAUCCUGAAACCGAAGGACCAGUGGCCUGAUGGUGUGAAGACCAAAGAGCAGGUCAUCGAGCGCAUCCGCGAGAAGACCGCGUUCCUGGUGGGCAACAACUACGACGCCACGCAGCCGAUCGAGAUGCGCUUCAACGAGCUGAUCGGUGGUGUGCGCAGCGACGUGGCGGUGAAGAUCUACGGCGAAGACCUGACGGCCUUGGCCACCAGCGCAGACAAAAUUGCUGCUGUGCUGAAGAAGAUUCCCGGGGCAUCGGAUGUGCGUGUGGCCCAGACCGGUGGCUUCCCGACCUUCGACAUGGCGUUUGAUCGCGCAGCGAUCGCCCGCUAUGGCCUGACCGUUAAGGAUGUGGCUGAUACGGUGUCGGCCGCGUUGGCCGGACGCCAGGCGGGCCAGAUCUUUGAGGGCGAUCGCCGCUUCGAUGUGGUGGUUCGACUGCCCCGCGUCGACCGAAGUGAUCUGGACGUCCUGGGUGCGGUGCCGGUCAUGCUGCCGCCGGGGAAUCAGGAAGGCAGCCCUUCGGUGCCGCUGCGUGAGCUGGUCAGCUUCCGCUUCACGCAGGGUCUGAACGAGGUGAGUCGUGACAACGGCAAGCGCCGGAUCUAUGUAGAGGCCAACGUAGUGGGGCGUGAUCUGGGCAGCUUCGUGGACGAUGCCAAGGUAGCGAUCGCACAGCAGGUGCAACUGCCGACCGGCUCGUGGAUCGAGUGGGGCGGGCAGUUCCAGAACCUGCAGGCAGCUACCCAGCGUUUGGCCAUCAUCGUGCCGCUGUGCUUCAUCCUGAUUGCCGCGGUGCUGUAUAUGGCCAUCGGCAACGGGCUGUUGACCGGCACUGUGCUGACGGCCGUACCGCUGGCGCUGGCCGGUGGCUUCUUCGCGCUGGCCUUGCGUGGCAUUCCGUUCUCGAUCUCGGCAGCAGUGGGGUUCAUUGCUGUUUCGGGUGUGGCGGUGCUGAACGGACUGGUGUUGAUCUCCGCCAUCAAGAAGCGUCUGCAUGACGGCAUGGAGCCGGACGAGGCGGUGGAGCAGGGUGCAAUGGAGCGCGUCCGGCCCGUGUUGAUGACGGCCUUGGUUGCUUCACUGGGGUUUGUGCCCAUGGCGAUCGCAACCGGCACGGGUGCUGAAGUGCAGAAGCCGUUGGCAACCGUGGUCAUCGGCGGCCUCAUCACGGCCACCGUGCUGACCCUGUUCGUCCUGCCGGCACUGUGUGGGCUGGUGCUGCGCAGGACUGCGCGCAGGAAGGCAGCGGGCAUCGAGGACCCACUGCCGGCGCCGGAAACCGAUUGA
Molecule: messenger RNA, 5397 nt
Organism: Anisakis simplex (herring worm)
Lineage: Eukaryota; Metazoa; Nematoda; Chromadorea; Rhabditida; Anisakidae
Source: the annotation of a GenBank genome assembly